AUGAGGACCUCGGAACCUCGUUUUCCUCCGAGACAGUCUGCCCGGGCAUUUGUUGCCCCAUGGAGCAUUCCCUACACAACUGCCGCCUCCGAGUUUUUAUACGGCUAUUCCGUCGUCCUUGCUGCUAUCAAGGCUAAUCACAGGAAGUUGUACAAUCUAUAUAUUCACCCUCGGGCGGAGCGUAACGAAGGCUACGCAGUUCUGGAGCGGGUUGCCAAAAAUGCUCGAAUCAAUCUCAAGCACGUGGAUGAUUCAUGGCUUCCUCUCAUGGAUAAGAUGAGUAGCGGGAGACCUCAUAAUGGCUGCAUCGUUGAAACGUCACCCCUACCGCGCCCCCCCAUCGCCAGCCUCGGCGCCGCCUCCAUGGAAUCCAACAGCUUUCAAGUAACCCUCUCCCACCAAAGCCGCGAAGACGCCGACAUCAACGGCUCCAAAGAGCACUACACCUACCCCUCCUCCUCCUGGCGCCACCCAUUCAUCCUCUACGCCGACGGCGUCACCGACGAAGGCAACCUCGGCGGCAUCAUCCGCUCCGCCUACUUCCUCGGUGUCGACGCUAUCGCCCUGCCCACCCGCACCUCGGCGCCAAUCACCCACAUCGCCCUGAAAGCGUCCGCCGGCGCCGCCGAGGCCAUCCCCAUUUUUGCCGUCGCGGACCCGACGGGCUUCUUGAGGGACUCCAGUGACGCGGGCUGGUGCAUCUACGCCUCUGACGCGCCUACCCCCAUUCCUUCCGCGCCGGGCGGCUUUGGCACGCAGCUCGAUGCCACCCCUGCCGCUGAGAGGAAAGCCGCUCCUCGUCAUCCUACUAUCCUGAUGUUAGGGAGUGAGGGUAGCGGAAUCAAGUCGAGUCUAAUGGCGAAAGCACAUUUCAAGGUGGGGAUUAGGGGCGCGAGGGUGAGUGAUGAGGUGGGGGUCGAUAGUCUGAAUGUUAGUACGGCGGCGGCGAUGUUGUGUGGGGAGUUUAUGCGACGGCCGGUUGUAGAAAAGGGGGGUAAGGAAGGAUUUUUGUUUUAA
Molecule: messenger RNA, 1017 nt
Organism: Mytilinidion resinicola
Lineage: Eukaryota; Fungi; Ascomycota; Dothideomycetes; Mytilinidiales; Mytilinidiaceae
Product: alpha/beta knot
Exons: 3
Coding region: 1-1017 (338 amino acids)
Biological process (GO): rRNA methylation
Cellular component (GO): mitochondrion
Molecular function (GO): RNA methyltransferase activity; RNA binding
Source: RefSeq, a predicted model, not a curated record